Molecule: messenger RNA, 1373 nt
Organism: Drosophila ficusphila
Lineage: Eukaryota; Metazoa; Arthropoda; Insecta; Diptera; Drosophilidae
Product: opsin Rh3
Biological process (GO): visual perception; G protein-coupled receptor signaling pathway
Cellular component (GO): membrane
Molecular function (GO): G protein-coupled receptor activity
Source: RefSeq, a predicted model, not a curated record
ACCGGAGCAUGGAGUCCGCUAACGUGUCGCUGAGUUUGUUUGGCAACGUGUCCACCGUGCUGCGGCCGGAGGCGCGACUCUCCGCCGAAACGCGUCUGCUGGGCUGGAAUGUUCCGCCGGAGGAGCUGCGUCACAUCCCCGAGCACUGGCUAACGUAUCCGGAGCCACCCGAAUCGAUGAACUACCUGUUGGGGACGCUCUACAUAUUCUUCACCCUGAUGUCGAUGGUGGGCAAUGGACUGGUGAUCUGGGUCUUCUCGGCGGCCAAAUCGCUGCGCACCCCCAAUAUACUGGUCAUCAAUCUGGCCUUCUGCGACUUUAUGAUGAUGCUCAAGACACCGAUAUUUAUCUACAAUAGCUUCCACCAGGGAUACGCACUGGGUCACCUGGGAUGUCAGAUCUUUGGGGUGAUCGGUGCCUACACGGGAAUUGCAGCGAGUGCUACUAAUGCAUUCAUAGCCUACGAUCGUUUUAAUGUGAUCACACGACCCAUGGAAGGCAAGAUGACCCAUGGCAAGGCCAUCGCCAUGAUAAUAUUCAUCUAUAUGUAUGCCACUCCGUGGGUGGUGGCCUGCUACACGGAAACCUGGGGACGAUUUGUUCCCGAAGGAUAUCUGACCUCCUGCACCUUCGAUUAUCUCACCGAUAACUUCGAUACCCGCCUCUUCGUGAGCUGCAUCUUCUUCUUCAGCUUCGUGUGCCCCACCACGAUGAUCACGUAUUACUACUCCCAGAUUGUGGGCCAUGUCUUCAGUCACGAAAAGGCUUUAAGGGAUCAGGCCAAGAAGAUGAACGUUGAGUCGCUGCGCUCGAAUGUGGACAAAAGCAAAGAAACUGCAGAAAUCCGGAUUGCGAAGGCGGCCAUAACCAUCUGCUUCCUGUUCUUCUGCUCCUGGACUCCCUACGGAGUGAUGUCCUUGAUUGGCGCUUUCGGGGAUAAGACCCUAUUGACGCCGGGUGCCACCAUGAUCCCAGCCUGCACCUGCAAAAUGGUAGCCUGCAUCGACCCGUUCGUUUACGCCAUAAGUCAUCCCAGAUACCGCAUCGAGCUGCAGAAACGAUGUCCCUGGCUGGCGCUCAACGAGAAGGCGCCGGAGUCAUCGGCAGUUGCCUCCACCAGCACCACCCAGGAACAACAGCAGACCACCGCCGCCUAAUGCAAAACCACCCGCCGACCCACCCAAAAAAUGCUGACAACGAUGAUGAACUGAACCGCCAACGAACUCGUAAUAUAAAGCGCCGGGGAAAAAUUGUAUAAAUAUUUCACGAAGUUCAAGCAACUGUGCAAGAUGUAAAAAAUGUUUUUCUAUUAUGAUUUGUAGUAGGUUUUCUGUUUAUGAAUGAAAUAUAGUCGAGUUAUUGCAAGCAAUGGA